AUGAGCCCUGACAUGUCUACAAUGGAAUCCACAUCAUCAUUGCUCUAUAACAUCCCAAAAUUAGCUGAAGAUGGCAGCAAUUGGAUUACGUACAAAGAGCGUGCACAGACCGUGAUCAGAGCAUGGGGACUAGUGCGAUAUAUGGAUGGACGAGCAAUAGAACCAGCCCUGUUCAAGAAGGACACUAAUGGAGAUCUAGUCAAGGAUGAUGGAACAAAGCCAAGUCAAACAGAGAUCGAAGACUUGGAGAAGAAACAGGACGAGUUUUACCAAAAAGACUCACUCGUCAAGCAGUACAUAUUCAGCACAAUAUCAGAUCAGAUGUUGUUGCAAGUGCAGAACACAGGAGGAGCUUCAAAGGUAUGGACAGAGAUAUGUACCAUACAUGAAGGG
This is a messenger RNA of Suillus subalutaceus, 393 nucleotides long. RefSeq lists its product as uncharacterized. The record is from RefSeq and is a predicted model, not a curated record. The transcript has a single exon. The annotation marks the transcript as partial. NCBI's taxonomy places the organism in Eukaryota, Fungi, Basidiomycota, Agaricomycetes, Boletales, Suillaceae.